CUACAAGCAAUGCGGAAUGAAAAUGAAUGCAAAAUACGGAAGUAAAGUGAACCUAAUAUUGUACACGGCUUAGCAAGUUCCAACUUCAACUCGAUUAGGAAUUGGGAAAUGCUGUGGAUUUUCUCGCUAUUUUUUCGAGACUAGGAAUAUGAGAAAUGGAGCCAUUCUGAGGAUGAAGCUAAUCGCCAUGGGAGCAGCAUACGUGUAGCACGAACCGGGUCUGAAUUUGCAUUUUCAUGUAGUUUGUCCAAGUAAGAACAAGAGCCAAUUUGGAACGUACCCUGAAGAGCAUUGAUGGCGCAGUCUGGCAACGGUCCAUCAUCCGUGCAAGAGUGGCUUCAAUCACUCCAUCUCAACCAAUUUCUCAAUGACUUCCUCUUCUCUGGUUACACCGACCUGUCCAAGUGCUGUCACAUAACAGAGGCAGACCUUGUGCGGCUUGGAAUCACACAAGUUGGUUAUCAAAAGCGCAUCUUGAGCAGGCUGCCAAGCAAGGCAGAUCUCAUCGUCAUGGAGUUCUCUGGCCAGACCACCAAUACCAAUGGGACAGGUCCUGGACAGCCUGUGCCGUCGCCUCGCAAGGAGAAGAAAGCACCUGUUGUGAAAUCCCCAAGUAUUGAUAAAUCAGAGUACAUGGAGAUCACGCCCCAGACAAAUAUGUCAAGUCAUGGUGCUUCUGGCAACAGCAAACUUAUGAUGAAUGAUGCUUACAGGAGCAAAAGCGAUACUGAACUGCUAGGACCUAGGGCACAGAAGCCAGUUCCGAUGCCAAGAGGUAAACCGGGUACAGUCAGGAGAAAUGACCCUCCACCAUUGCCGGAGAGGGGAAAGCCUGUUCCUCAACCCAGAGGAGCUCCACCCAUACCACCUCAAGCACUUCCUCCAGGGCUUCCGCCAGCUCCUCCUCUUCCUCCUCCUCCUCAAGUAUCUUCCCUCCCUGUGAAUCAUAUUACCCCUGAUGGCACAAUUGAUAGUCAAACUGUACAUGAUACAAAGCACGCUAAUUCUAUGGAGGUUCCAACAGUCAGUACAAAUCCUUUUAGCACGAUAGAUGCCCCCGAGGAUAUAGACCAGUUUGAUCCCCUUGUAACCAACCCUUUUAACCCUUUUAAAAGCGGUAAUCUAGCCACUCAGGAGGUUCCCCAACCUUCUGUUGUGGCCUUGGAGCAAACUGUUGUGCAUGAUGGUCCUGAAGGCAAACCAGGACUUGAUCUUAGUACCAGGCCUGUUCCACCUCCACCAGUUCCAGUUGAGCCAUCCCACUCACCUGCAGACGAUCUACUUCACAGGCCAGUACCUCAACCCCCUGAAGUGACUUCCUUCAAGGGGGGAGACAAGGAUGCUCAGGAGGACCUCUCAUCACCACCACCUCUUCCUGGAAAGCAGAAGUCACGACAUCCUAGGCCAGUAUCGGAACCAAAUAAUUUGAAUGAGUUCCUUAAAACAAGAAAUCCUCCACCACCGCUUCCUUCCAGGACUGUGGAAGAGAGUCCUAACCAACUCCCUCCCCUUCCCCCUCGACCACUUCCUGUUCCUGAAGUUGCGCCACCCAUGCCUGAAAAAUCUCCCACGAUAUCGAUAUCUUCGAUAGCUGAUCUUGAAAUGUUAGAUAAAUGGAUGAAUGGAACUCCAGAAGAGAAUGCAAAUAUUGACAGCAAGGAUCUUAAUGAAAGCACUUCAGAUAAUAAUAGUAUUGUACAGUUAAAUACUAGCAGAGAUUGUGCGUCGCCAUCGAUAAAUUCCAGCAGAAAAAGUGACCACUCGAGCAGGAGCAGCCAAGAUGACACCCACAUGGCAUCAGCUACAAAUUGGCCUGAUUCCGAUCACAGUGAUAUACCAUCUACCCAUGUGUCACUGAAUCCCAGUAGUACCUUAUCAAGUGUUGCCUCAACAGACAGUGACAAGAUUAUCUCUAUCCUUGAUGAUUACAGUCGGUCUGGAAACAUGACCCCCAGUCAAGGAAUCCCAAGCACUGAUACAUCUUUGAACCAGGAAGACUCUACUGAGGAUCUCACAAACUUUAAUAUUGAUGGGGUUCCCUGGGAACAGGAGUCACGACCGCCUGCUCAGACCCACACUGUUCAGUGUCAUAGGAAUCCUCCUCCUGUUGGUGGUCCAUCAGAAGAUAUAUAUCUACCAUUCUGGGAAUGUUCCACUGGUCUUGCCCGACCACCAAGCACCGUUGAUGGGGACAUGCCUGAAUGUCCUCCACCACCGUUACCGAGCUUGGCAGCCCGUAAUCUACCACCAACACCGGUUGUCCAAGCCUUACCACAAAGCACCACUGAAAGGGAUGUGCCUGAAGGCCCCGCACCUCCAGUACGGACAUCAGCAGCCCGUCCUCUACCACCAACACCGGUUGUCCAAGCUUUACCACAAAGCAUCACUGAAAGGGACGUGCCUGAAGGCUCCCCACCACCAGUACCGACAUCAGCAGCCCGUCCUGUACCACCAGCACAGGCGGUACAAGGUAGACCAUUAAGUGCUCUUGAUGGGGACAUGCCUGAAUGCCCCCCUCCUCCAAUACCGGCCUCAACAGCCCGUCCUGUACCUUCUCUGCCAGAAACCAACAUUCCUGAUGCUCCCCUGAGCGCUCCUCCUCCUAUACCCCAUCGGACGGCUCCUCCAAUCCCUCCUGGCAGGAUGGACUCUCUGAGGAUGGAUAAGCCUCCCCAUUCCACAGAAGGCAUCCUCAAGCAGCUUGGACAUGACCAUAUGCAAGAGGCCGAAGAUGGCUACGACUUCCUGGAACUUCCAACUUCAUCAUCUCCAAGCUCUUUGCCAGAAGAGGAUGAUAUAAUCAUGAUUGACUUCCAAGAAGAUGACAUUGAUACUGAUGAGGAAGACAGCUUCCAUAUUACCAUUCCAGACGGAGCAAGAUCAAUUGACUCGGGUAUAUCGUCCACCGGAGCUGCGGAUGAUUCCUUUGAUAGGAAGAGUUCCUACUAUGCAAGUAUACGCCAGUCGGCCAGACCCUACCAACGGAAGGUCCCUGAGGAGGCUAGAAGGAGGCUGUCUUUGAGGUUAUCAACAAGGGGUCCCAUUCCGGUUUGUGGCUGCAAUGUCAGUUAUGAUGACAUCCUGAUGGUGAAGCUUGAGAAAAGUGGCUAUUUAUGGAAAUGUGGUACUGGGAGACAAGGAAAGGGAGGAUUCCGUAAGAGAUGGUUUGUCUUCAACGGGAAGGAGUUACGCUACUAUGAGAAUGAGAGAACGAUGACGACCUGUAAAGGAAUAAUCCCUGUUGGAACCAUGCUGAAUGUGAAACACGUCUACAAGUCAAAUAUCUUGGACAAGAAGAGCCGGAUUGAACUGGACACCAACGCGAGGACUUACUACUUAGCUACUGAUAAUGGCGAUGAAGGUACAAUAUGGGCCAACAUUUUGAUGCAAGCAAUCUUGGGAUUUCAGUCUACCAACAACAAUAGCUAUCAUGGUGCCGUGCCUCCUCCUGGCGGCUUUCCAAAGGGUGGGGACAUGAGCUGUCCUGAUAAACAAGGAUAUCUCAAAAUGGAAGGAUGCAAUCAAAAAAGAUACCUGGCCAUUAAAGGAGAGAUGCUGUGUUUUUAUACAACAGAAAGGGAUUUUGAGGCUGCUGUGCCGAUCUCCGAUAUUCAGAUGAUGUUAGCUAAUGGUAGAGUGAAUCCACAGAAACCAGAUAGGGUCGUUCUAACCACGCCCAGUACAACAUACCAUUUCACUGCAGAAUCACCAGAAGAAGCUAAGGAAUGGGUCAAUGCCAUGAUGAAUGCUGUUUCUGAAGGACUUUCCGACAAACUGUAUCUUCACAAAGCCUGGGAAAACGAGGCCAACAAAUACUGUGCUGACUGUAGUAUGCCAGAUCCUGAUUGGUGUUCACUGAACUUUGGAAUAGUGGUGUGCAAGAACUGCGCUGGCAUUCAUCGUGACCUCGGAGUGCAUGUGUCAAAGGUCAGAUCUCUCAAGAUGGAUGUCAAAGCCUUCACGGACUCUGCCCUGGAGGUGUUCCUUGUCAUUGGUAACAAGAUGAGUAACAACUUUUGGGAGGAGAAGCUGGAGAAGGAGCUGGACCCUAACGAUGGUGUCAAACCCAUGCCAGAUGAUAGCAUAGAGCAGCGGAAGUUGUUUAUAGAGAAGAAGUACAGAGACAGACAGUUCUGUGAGCAGAUUCUAUGGGAGAAAGAGAUACUCGAUAAGGAGCUCCUGAAGGCUGUGGAGAGUGGAGCAUUGAGGGAUUGCGCGAGGUUUAUCUUCUCUGGUGCCAAUGUUGAUGCUGUAAAUAAAGAUGGAAAAUCAGCAAAAGAGAUAUGCUAUGGACACGAGAACUCACUAGUUAUCAAAGAGCUUCUAGAGCAAAAUAAGCACUACUCACAGCACCAGCAAGAACUGAUGACCCAGGCUGCAUACGCCACGUUAGACUCUGAUAUUCCAGCACCACAACAACAACCACAACAGCAACCGGCUUCACGGGAUUCUCCUGUCCCCUUACCCUCACCCAGGAGACAGCCCAUUGACCCAGCAAGCAGCGAUGUGUCCCCCAAAUUGCCGGCGAGGAAGGCACCCCCGCCCCCCAAGAAUGCCCCACCUGCCGAGGAGAUGAUAAGCAGUGUGGGCAGCAUCCAGGAGCAGAUCAGGAAAGCGGGGUAUCUGUACAAGACCGGCAGCAAUAGGAGAGAUUUCUUACGACGAUACUGUGUUUUGGAACAUGGAACAUUCAGUUACUAUCAGGACGAGAAGACUAACCAGAGUAAGAAGCAGAUUGAAGGGACAGAGAUUGUGUAUUUAGCCAAUGCUCCUUCAAAACAAGGCCAUGAGUAUUGCUUUGAGAUCGGAACGACGAUGGAAGGAAGACUCUACCUCUUUGCUGCUGAAGAUGAAGCUGACAGGAAAAACUGGAUGUACGCCCUCGUCAAGUUCCAGACCCCAGAAUGCAUGUGGAAGGACUGUGAUGAUUAUGAGUACGCAGGAUUCUUGAGGAAGAAAGUUGGUCUAUCGACGACGGCAUGGCACAGGUUAUGGUUUCUACUAAAAGGCAAACUCCUCUCCUUCUACUCAGCGGAGAAAGAUGGCAUGGAGAUCAUUGAUCUGAGGAAAGCAAAGGAGAUCAGUCAAGACCAUGACGACGAGAGCAGUGAACAGAUCAAGGACAUUGCUAUUGUCAUUGAAGGAAGAACAAUCUACCUCCGAGCAGACAAGCAGACAAUUAGUGAUGCCUGGAUGGGUGCUCUUCAAAAGAGCUCAUCGCAAAUCGGACCUGAGUUAGAGGAUCAGCUUUUAACGGAAGAACAUAUACCUCACAUCAUCAAAGAGUGUAUUGAAUUUGUCUACAUACAUGAAGGUCUCGAACAGCAAGGCAUCUACAGACUGAGCGGAACAGCAUCCAAGAUUCAACGGGUGCGUGAGAUGUUCAGGACCAACCCGAGGGCCGUCAGGAUAAGCAGAGAAGAGUUUGAGGUGAACGAUGUGACCGGGGCGCUUAAGAAAUACUUCCGAGAGCUCCCAGACCCGGUACUCACCAAGGAGUGGUACUCUAAGUGGAUCGAGGUGGCGGAUUACACAGACCAUUCUGUCAAGCUGGAGUGGUACAAGCACAUACUGAGCUGCUUACCAAAGGUUCACUACUAUACACUCAAGACCAUCAUUGCACAUCUCAUUAGAGUGAAGGAGAAGGAACGGAUCAACAAGAUGACGGAGAAGAACCUGGCAUCAGUCUUUGGACCUACUCUCAUGGCACUUCCAGAUUCUACCUUCGGCAAUGCUGAGAAGGAGAUCGCCGUGAUCGGUGACCUUAUGACCUACUUCAUGUGGCUGUUUGACGUGAGUGAGAAGGAAUGGGCAGAGGAGGAGAAGAAGGUCAAGAAACUGACCGAGAUCCAUCAACUCUUCAAUGCCAAACCCAAGCAAUCAAAUGCAAUUGUGAUGCCCUUCUACAUCAGGAAUAAGAAUGAAGGAAACAGCAUAACCCUUCCGGUGCAAGAGUCUAUGACAGCCAAGGAGGUUGUAGAGAGCGUCGUGAAGAAGCACAACUUACCGACCCUUGAUGGGAAACCAUGGGGGUUGUUUGAGGUGAUAGAGAAUGGAGAGUUAGAGAGAAUGAUGUUUGACUAUGAGAAUGUUCUAACUGAAGUUGGAGCAUGGGAUCCAGCGUCAGCAGCAAAUAACUAUCUAUGCAUCAAACAGAACAGCUUGUUACAUAGCAUGGAAGUGUUCUUGAAGAGUGUGACUUCCAGUGCCACCAUCAAGUAUGCCGAUAGCUCCAAGAAGUUCAAGGACUACUACUUUGAGAUCCAGGCCAACACCAUGCGUUUCUGCAGGACCGGGAACAGGGCCAGCGGGAACCCCAUCAGCAAUUGGGAUAUCGUCCCUCUCAGGAUCUACAUGGGUAUUGGAGCCAAGUUCAAGAAGAGCGCCCCCUCGAGAUGGGCCAUUACAUUCCUCUCUCCUGGAGAAAAGGAUUACAAGUGUCUAUGCUUUGACUCUGAGAGUGUUCGGACCAUGUGGUUAGCAGGACUCUUCAGGUGUAAGCUGGCCGGUGCAGCAGCGUAUGCUUCCAAUCUAAGAUUUCAAGAACCAAAAAAAUCUCCCCUCUCUCAGCUCGAGCAAGCAUCGUCCAUAAGAGACAGAACAUCAAGUUUUGGAGUGUUGAGAGACAACAAAGGGCGUGGCUUUAGCUGGUCAAUUAAGCAUCGGCUACCAUCAAGCAACGAAUGACCCCACCCACCCACCCACCCACCCACUAAACUAUUUACACAAGCACGCCUUCAUACCGCUAACAGUAACAAGCAUCACCUGAUCAUCAUGCGUAAUUAAAAGAUAUCUACCAUUUUGGCCCUGAAGAGAAACAUUUUUAUAGAAACCCCAAAUGUUCUUUGAUAUACAGAUUAAGCUCAAGGUGCCGUGGAAACGACACAACUCGAUUACCGACUGAACCCGCUGCAUUCUUCUAAACUCAUCACAUGC
Molecule: messenger RNA, 6936 nt
Organism: Strongylocentrotus purpuratus (purple sea urchin)
Lineage: Eukaryota; Metazoa; Echinodermata; Echinoidea; Camarodonta; Strongylocentrotidae
Product: arf-GAP with Rho-GAP domain, ANK repeat and PH domain-containing protein 1
Exons: 46
Coding region: 295-6687 (2130 amino acids)
Biological process (GO): signal transduction
Molecular function (GO): protein binding; GTPase activator activity
Source: RefSeq, a predicted model, not a curated record